Messenger RNA from Symbiodinium natans, 534 nucleotides. Lineage: Eukaryota; Dinophyceae; Suessiales; Symbiodiniaceae. The record is from the annotation of a GenBank genome assembly.
AUGCACAGACCUCCGGGCUUGUUCACCGAUUGGUGCAUUGUAGAAACCAUGCAGACUGCAUGCAGAGGCACUUCAUGGGUACUUGCUGCAGCUGCGGGAGGAGACUGUGCAUUUGCGCACUUCCACAAGCACAGUGUUGUGGUGGAUGCACUGACCAGUUCACGAAGUCACCAAGCUCACUUGACUUUCUUCGGUUGUGGCCGGAGUGAGGAGAAAUGUGCAGGUCACGAGGCUGGAUCCACAGACAAGGGCUCGAACUUGAGUUUGGCGGAUGCGGGGGACUUCUUCCAAGACAAAACAUUGGUGCAGGCCAAGGCAAGAUUCCGACCACCACGGCCCAAUUCUCAAGUUUGUGUGACCCAUGGACUCUACUGGCCGAAAGCUCUCCUAGAUAUGCUAGGUGUUUCCACGCAUGCGACGACGCCUAGGCCACCAACUCCUCCCCCGAAUCUCAUUGGAGUUCGGCACGCAGGACAGUAUUUCCAUGACCACAUUGGGUCAUCUUUGGAUGCUGCGAGCAGUCCGUGCGAGUAG